Messenger RNA from Cheilinus undulatus (humphead wrasse), 6065 nucleotides. It is a transcript of the gene b3gnt9, whose product is annotated as UDP-GlcNAc:betaGal beta-1,3-N-acetylglucosaminyltransferase 9. Gene Ontology annotation, cellular component: membrane. Lineage: Eukaryota; Metazoa; Chordata; Actinopteri; Labriformes; Labridae. Gene Ontology annotation, molecular function: hexosyltransferase activity. The coding region runs from base 2033 to 3463 and encodes 476 amino acids. The transcript is spliced from 7 exons. The record is from RefSeq and is a predicted model, not a curated record.
UGAAAUGUGGGGACAAUAUGUGCUAUUGAACGCCACGUGUUUUGAAAGUCAAUCUACUUACCAUUUUCUUUUGGCUGAAAGCUCGGACCUCAUAGUUUUGGCUUUCAGAUGAAAUUCUUUCACUCUGUAGGCUACUUGAUACUUUUUAAAAUGUAGUGAAGCAUAAUAGCCUACUCCCCCCACAAUAUAAUUAAGUAACAGUUAUCACAGCUACACAGUGAAAACAGGACUGUUGAUAUUUUAGGGUUAAACAUUUCUUAAUCGAGUUUAUCUCCAAAACUGCAAUUUCAACCCCAUUCUAAGAGAAAUGUAGUGAUGGGUUGUUCGUGAACGAACCGGCUCUUUUCUGUGAGCAAGGAGAGCUGGCUCCCGUUUGAGAGCCGUUUCAUGUGAUUGAUUAGCAGGAAUGAUAUUUUCUACAGACACAUUCACAGGCAUAUCUGCCUUUAGGGACACAAGCUUGAUGGUAUAACAGUAAUGUUUUAUAUCAGGUGUUUCAUACAGCCCAACCAGUGAGCAGGAAAAGCAUACCAGCACACAUAUUAAUCAUAGGUCAUGACAUUGCCAAAUCUGGCAGGUCAAAUGAACAGAACUGAAACCCUAAUAAAGAGUCGUUUGGGAGCUUCUUGCUGAGCUGAACCAAAUGAUCUGGAUCACCGAAAAGAGACAAAAUUCCCAUCACUAGUGAAAUGGUCUUCAGAGUUGGAGGUUGUUUUUUUAAGCAGUGUUGAUCUGACAGUGUUAACUCUGUAAAGAAUCAACUGAUUUAAGCUCCGCCCACUGCUUUUAUAAAUCUGGGGGAUGUGUGGGUGGCGUCUCCUGUCAUGCCCUUUGGCAGAGUAUUUAGUUGUGUUUAGAUGUUGCCUGUUGUACAGUAAUCCCUGCAGGGGUUCUUUUGCUCAUGUUUCCAGUGGAUUGUUAUUGUUUUUAAUGUGAGACACAUUUGCACCAUGGCCGAAGUUAAGCACUGAGUUAGGGUUCCUGUGACUUUAGGUGUUUAAAAGUCAAACGUUUUGUUUAAUUAUAAGUAGUGUGGAACAAUAUAAACAUUUAAAGGGUUGUAUUCAACUCUUCAUGAGUUUAAUUAACACUGUCAGUUUUGCUGUGUAUUUAACUUUGUUAGAGGCUUGACUCUACCUGAACAAAGUGGUUGGCGAUCUAUUUGCUUGUUUUGCUUGCCAAUAAGGAAAGAUCAUAUAAACUGUGCGACUCCUUAGUAGCGACUCUGUACUUAAAGUAACUUCAAAUUUUAAAGUUGAGUAGAUUUUAGACCAGUACUUUUUUUGCCAGUGAUUGUCUUUUGUCACUUUUAUUUUCGCUGUCUUCCCACUCUUGAACAGACUUCAAACUUAAGAUAAGACAAGCAGUGUGUCUCACUGCUGAAUAGCUGUUUGUUCAAGUCAAAUAAUCAUCCAUGUUCAACUUUUCUUCGUCCUUUCAAGACAACAGACAGUGAACGCAACACUUGGGCUUAGCGCCAGGUAACGGAAACCUACAGAGAGGCUGUUGUAUGUAUUUUUUUUUUCUUUUGUCCAUUCUCGCCGUCACACCCCCAUGAAUACAGCAUGCUCUCUCCUCUGCUCUCAUUGGGUAUUUUCACUGCAAACUUGGGAAGUAACUUUGCUCAGACUGAAGCCUGCGUUGCGGUUGAAGACAUCCACGACGCAGAUGUUUCCAGUCUGACCUCCUCCUCCAUCCCGUCUGGAUGUUACAAAGCCUAAAAAGAUGAUGAGGAUGGAGACAGACAUUGUGGAUAUGCAUCUAGAGAAAUUACCAAAUCACACGAAGGGCUUCACUCCCUGAGCAACUAUUCCCUAUGCCUGAUCAGCUGGUUUGAGUAUCUUGUGCCAUGCAGCAGAGAGGAAGGACAUCUCUGCAGCUCUCCCUACAUUUGCAGAAAAACCUGCAAACCCCAACAUCUCCAACCUCACAUUUGAAGUCUGGACUUUUGCCUGAAAGCAAUUCAAACUGCAGCGUCCUCUCACCGAUGUGUUCCUGUUCAACCAUUAAUUGACGGCAUUGUCUUCAGAAGAUGCUGAGGAAGAUGGUGUUAGUAAGGAGGCUCUUCCAUGUAAAGGGGGAUGUGAUGUGCACCCUUCUGCUGCUCGUGCUAUUCUGCCUGCUGCUCUACACCCGCCAGGUCAUACUUUCCUCUGAGUGGGACAGACCUGAGUUGAAGCUGGAAAUCCAUGGCUCUACAAGCUCCAGCAGGACACUGCUGGGUGCCAGUAGGGCCAGAGUUAGUCAGGAGUCUCCAGAGCAGUUCCCAUCCAGGCCAUCAGAGCCAGCCCUUCCUGCCUGUAAGCCCCAAGUGAAGUCCAAACCUCCGCAGCCAAAGCCCAAACCUCAGGUCAAAUCCAAGGGGAAAUCCAAGUCUCGACGGAAAAAUGUUGCUCCAACUAAGGCGGCCAAAAAGCCCCUGCCCACGUUGCCACCAUUUGACUUUGAGAGAUAUCUGAGAGAAAAGGACAACAGAGACUUCAAUCUGCUCAUCGACCAGCCAGAGAAAUGUCACGUCAGAGGAGAAAAGCAGGACGAAGGAAGAGCGAAAGAUGAGUUUACUGCUCCAUACAUGCUGAUCGCAGUGAAAUCUGUGGCUGCAGAUUUUGAUAAACGUCAGGUGGUACGUCGAACCUGGGGCAAAGAGGGUAUUUUUCAAAAUGGAGUGUCUAUCCGUACUGUUUUCCUGCUGGGGGUUCCCAGGAACCGGACUGCUCUGCCUCUGUGGGACCGGCUCUUAACCUACGAGAGUCAAACCUUCAGGGACAUCCUGCUCUGGGACUUUGACGACACCUUCUUUAACCUGACGCUGAAAGAAACGCAUUUUCUGAAAUGGAUUAACAGCAGCUGUCCUCAUGUCAAGUUCAUCUUCAAAGGUGAUGCUGAUGUGUAUGUAAACAUUGAGAAUAUACUGGAGAUGCUACAUGGUCAAAAGCCUGAUGAAGAUCUGUUUGUUGGAGACAUCAUUAUCAAUGCUAAACCCAUUCGCCGGCGGAGUUCCAAAUACUAUGUACCAGAGUUUGUUUAUGGAGGCGGUUUGUACCCGAACUACGCUGGUGGAGGAGGGUUUGUCAUGUCAGGACUCACAGCUCUGAAACUAAGCUCCUCUUGUCAAAAGGUGGAGCUGUUCCCCAUUGAUGAUGUCUUUCUGGGGAUGUGCCUCCAGCUGAUUGGUGUCAAACCAUCACGCCACCAAGGCUUUAGGACCUUUGGGAUUCCUAGACCAUCUGCAGCGCCCCACCUCCAAACAUUUGACCCCUGUUUUUAUAGGGAGCUCAUGGUUGUCCACAGCCUCAGCGUCCCACAAAUCUGGCUCAUGUGGAACCUCCUGCACGACCCCAAUCUGAGCUGCCACAACAGGACCAGCCCAACAUCCUGGCCUUUUAAGUGGAGAGACAAGAUUGGAGAAACAGAGGUACAAGAGACGGAUUACGGUGAGAAGCAGGUGUUUGUCACGCAUUAGGAACUCUCUGCAGGGAUCUGCAUGAGCUCCAGUGAGUACAAAGUCAUUUUAAACAGGAUCUACGGCUAAAUUGAAAAGCUUGAGAUGUGUUCAAAAGCCCAGCUGAGUCAUAUGAGACUUUAUCCAAGCUGGCAGAUUGUAUUUGGGGAAAUGAACUGGCAAGGCCAAAUGUGCACCAGAUUUCAGGGAGGAAACCCGAAGAGAAUUUAGGAUUUAGCCAUCUGUGUGAUCAGAUGGUUUUUGUGAAUAACAUGCAGCAGGUCUUUGAUUUGUGAAGAUUAUUGAAUAAUGAUUUGACUGUCACUGGGAUCUUGAAUGUGUGAUCUUAAGAAUGUAUUUUGGACUUUGUUUACACAGACAGAAAAAAACGCUGAAGGAAGUAAUAAAACACUGUUAACUGGUUUAACUCCGUCCAUACAUGAAUGUAACUGUGUUUAAGACCACAUCCUUGGCAAUAAUCAGACUUACAAUGGACUGUGUGGACACAACAACCUUGUGUAAUGAUGAGUGGAAAGACUGUAUGGACAUUCUGUCCUCAUUGUGAAUCACUUGCAGAUUUACCUCCCGCUGUUGUGUUGGGUAAAGGCACAAAUGGACUGUUGUAUUAUCCAUUCCCUGGAGGAAUAGUGAUAGAAGUCUGAAUGGAAACCAGCCGCACAGUGGGAACCAGCUGGGACCACAACACACAGAUACUCACAAACAAAACAUCUGCUGAAUGUUUGUGGAAAAGCCUGGAAUAUGAGGUGUCAGGCAUGUGUGCUUUCAUGUGAGCAAUUCAGCUUGACUUCAACUUUAGUAACAUGACUUGUUUUAAAUAACGUCUAAAACUUUUACUUUUGUUCAGAUGUUCAUUGUAAAAAAUGUUACAGGUUUGACCUGUGCUGAUGAAAUAUUUAUAUCCAGCUGCUUUUUAUGGUGUCACAGUUGUCGACGGAUGUAGACCACCGUGCCUACAUGAAGCCACACAAAGUAUUAAAGAAGGCCUCCAGUUAUAACCCAUACAGUUAGUUUGAUUACACUAGAUCAGGGGUGUCCAAACUAUGGCCCGGGGGCCAAAUGUGGCCCGUGGUCCAAUUUUGAUGGGCCAGCAGCAGGCUCUAGAAAUAACAUGAAACAUGGCCCACAUUUGAACAUGAAGCUUGUGCAAACUGUGCUGUUCUUGAGUCUUAGCACAAGGAGGCACAACCAUGCUAAUUCUGUAAACAAACAUCUGGACAAGAAGAAUUUAUUGAUGUGUUUGUGAUUAAAUUGAAACAACACUGUGGUAAACAUAUUGGCAACCAAAAAAUACCAAUAUCUUGCCAGUAGCAGCAGUAACAUUCCAGAGGCGGAGCCAGUGGUAGCUAGAGCCAAACAGGGCCCCCUGAGAUCUGACUGGCAUACCCACAAGCCUGGAAAUGAUCGUCUAGUUGCCAGUUGGUUUGCUCUGAGCAUGUUAUUUGCUCUCAUGCUGCCUUAUUUAAACUGCUUCAGCCUGGCCACUCUUUGUCGCUCCCUGUGCUACCCUCCUAAACCCCAGCUCCUCCUUUAUUCUGCUUGUGACUUAAUCAGUGCUGUUUAGUUGUCAUUGUACCUUCUCUGGGGUUUCUAAUGCUGCUCUCCCUACAUUAGGCUUUCGUUAUCGGCAUAGGAGGAACAGGAUGCUUGAUGCUUUCCAUGUAGGUAAUUAGAGCUAUAAUAAAUGCUGUUAAAGAAAUAUUUAUAGCUGCAAAUCAUGUGUUUCCUAACUGACCUAACCAUUUAGGCAUAAUCAGUCACGAAGCGUAUCUUAACCUACAUUGUAUUAGUUUUACGUACUUUCAUAUACUGCACCUCGUGGAUAUUAAAGUGGCCCCAAAAUCCUUAUAUAUUUCUGUAUGUGGCCCUCAGUAGGAAAAGUUUGGACACCCCUGCACUAGAUCGAUCUGUGCUGAGGGAAUUUUAAAUACAUUGUCUCAGCUUUGGCUACAAGUUUGGACUUCCACAUCACCCUAAGGUAUUUAUUGGUAUGUUAGCCAUCUAGUUAACACGAUGUCUGAGAUGCUUCAUUAAGCAAAGGAAGAUGUUACACUCUCAGUGUGAGCCUGAGGCUUGCAUGUGAGAGUCUGUUGUAUAAAUGCACAGUGAAGUUCGUGAAUGUGUGUAAUUAAGAGUUUCAGCUCCAGGGCACAGGAUCUAUUAAUUGAAAAAUUUAUCUUUGUUUGAAAGUCCUCCCUAAAAGCCACAUUUAAACAUGAAACAUUUCCUUGAAUAAAAAGAGGUCUGGAUUUACUGAUUGUUAUUACUCUAUACACGACUUGUUUCUGAAGCUGUUCUCACACAAACAUUCAUGAAACUUUUGUUCACAUUGGUCCCACAAAGCAGGAAGUUCCCCUGUUAAAAUCUGGGAUAUUUUUAAACCUUCUCAAUAUGUGGGAAACACAUAAAAGUUGGUGGGAGUUGUGGAUGUAAAAGCUUGAAACUGAUGUUUUGUUCUCCCAUGUUUGGUUAUUAUUUAACAGGAUAUCAGUAAAAUGAACUGAACAGAGCUGAUAGACUGUUUAUAUAUCCAUGAAAUGCAAUACAGUCAUGGACCAAAGUAUUGGCACCCUGGGAAUUUUUUCAGAAAACACACCAUUUCUCU